AUGUUACCCUCCCUAUCCCGGUUGGCCCUAGCCGCCAGCCUUCUCCCUGCAACACUCGCUCAGAUUCAGGUCAGAAGUGAUGCUAAUCCUGAGGCGGCCGUGACGAACCUCUCCCAAUUGGACUUCUCGGAUGCUGCCUCUCCUCAAACUAUCAACUUUGGUGGCCUGACUCUGGGCUGCAAAUGCAUUCCCGGCGAUCCUUGCUGGCCGUCAGCAAACAAAUGGAAUGCUCUGAAUGCCACAGUUGGAGGACGGUUGCAGGUGCAUAUUCCUCCCGGCGCUGUCUGCCACAACACCUUCCAGGGUCCUCUUGGAACAAUCAACACAUAUAAUGCAACUGCCUGCGCCGAGGUUCUCCAGAAGUUCUCGGAUCAAUUCUGGACGACGGAGCAGCCGGGUGCCAACCUGUGGACAUACUUCACCAACGACACGUGCCGACCGACAACGAACCCGAGCGAACCAUGUACUCUCGGUCACUACGGCGUGUACAUCCUGAUGGCCACUCAGCCAGACCAUGUCAAGGCCGGAAUCGACUUCGCCCGCAAGAACAAUGUACGCCUCAUAAUUCGCAAUACUGGCCACGAUUUCAUUGGACGCAGCACUGGCCAUGGCGCUCUCAUCAUCAACAUGCACGCUUUUAACUCAAUUGAGUGGAUUAACUCGUACAGUGGACCUGGGUCUUAUAAUGGUCCUGCUGUCAAGCUCGGCGCUGGUGUGCAGGCAAGAAAUGUCCUUGCCCAAGGUCACGCCCGCAACCCUCCUGUGGUUGUCGUGACUGGCGAGUGCCCGAGUGUUGGAAUUGCUGGCGGAUUCGUCCAAGGUGGCGCUGCCGAUAAUGUCCUGGCUUUCGAAGCCAUCACUGCCUCUGGUCACUAUGUGACGGCCAACCAGUACCAGAAUGCCGACCUCUUCUGGGCUCUGAAGGGAGGUGGUCCUUCAACCUACGCAGUCAUCCUUUCUGUCACGAUGAAGACGUUCCCCGAUAUCGCGUCGUCCGGUGCUGAACUGUACAUCAAUACCACGCACACAUUUGACGAUAACGUGAUCUGGAACGGCGUCAAAAUCUUCCACAAGUGGUCCAACCACUUUGUUGACAAUGGCCUCUAUGUGUAUUUUGAAAUUUGGCCCUUCACAUUCCGCGUCAGACCCUUCGUCGGGAUUGGCAAGACUGCGGCCCAGCUGCAGGCCAUCCUCCAACCCAUGCUGGAUGAGCUCAACUCAGCAGGCAUCCCGUUCGACUUUGACAUCAAGAGCUAUCCCACCUUCUACGAGCUGUAUAUCGAUCUCUUCGAGGGUGAGGAGUCGGGCCAGUCGGCGCUCACCGGAGGCUGGAUGUUCAACCACGCUGACGUUGCCAACAACAAUGACGGCAUCAUCGACGCCUUCAAGACCGUCCUUGCUCCUCGGUCUGAUCUCUGGGGUGGUAUCAUCGGCCACCUGUUCAAUCCUGGUCAUGGUAUGCCACAGAGCAAUAGUGCGACACAUCCGGCGUGGCGCAAUGCAACGGAUUUCGUUAUCAGUGUCCUUCCAGUUCCUAUUGGUGCCUCUCUUGCUGAGAAGGCUGAUCUGCAGAACGUCCUCACCAACACCAUGGACGCGGCGCUGCGCUCAGCAAGCACAAGCGGUUGCACCUACAUUCACGAGUCUGAUCCUUACCAGCCGAACUGGCAGAGCCACUUCUGGGGCUCAAACUACCCCCUCCUCAAGGCUCUGCGGUUUAAGUGGGAUCCUCUUGGCGUCUUUUAUGCUGUAUCCACGCCAGGCACUGAGCAUUGGCAGGUGAUCGAUUAUGGGAAGAGGUUCUUCACACAGGUCCCAAUCUUCUAUGUUUUUCAUUUAAUGGAAUGCGAUAUCUUUUAUCGUGAUCAUCCUCCUUAUGAUGGCCUUGGAGACCGUUGUAGCCGUAAUGAGAUCGCUGCCGGGACUGCCACCCAGUACUCCAUCCUCGGCAUGACUACCACACUCUGCGGCACGAUCAACUUAUUUGUUGCCGGAUGGAUGGCCAAACGAUAUGGACCACGCAUGGCACUGAUGAUGCAGACUUUUGUGCCUUCCAUUCGUGUUGCCACUCAGAUUGUCGGUGUGUUGGCUGGCGGCGAGGCCGGCAUUAUCAUUUUCCAAUGCACCCAGCUCAUCACUAUCAUUGGUGGUCCCGUCGGAUACAUCCUGGUUGCCAAUAUCAUUGCGGGAGAACUCGUUGUCCCUGCCCGUAGGACCGCUGUGUUUGGAAUGCUCCAGGGCUGCAUUAUGUUAGGACAGGGAAUUGGCUAUCUGACUGGAGGAAUGAUUGGCGAUUACUUGGGCAUCCGUCGGCCAUUCGAAGUUGCCUCCUGCUCGUUCCUUCUGUCGACCAUUUAUGUCCGCGUGGCUUUACCUUUCAUUGCACCAGAAACUAUCUCCAGCGAUAAAUCUAGUUCAAAAGGCCUCUCAGCAUUCUUCUCACCACUUCGCUUGCUUACCUCUCAGAAGGUGUGUAUUGGGACCGUAGUCCGUAACCAUUACGGCAUCCUCUUCCUCUGCACGGGUGUCUUCCUCGGUGUGUUGGCUACUGGAUAUGCGCCACUUUUGAUCCAGAUGUAUGCGACAGCCGUAUUUGAGUUCCAGCAAAACGAGAAUGGUUGGCUCAUGUCCGGGUUCGCAUUUAUGCGGGCGGCUUUUCUGAUUUUCUUGUUCCCUAGUAUCAUACGUCACGGCCGUAAGUGGUAUCUGUCCCGCUCGUCGCAGUUUAAUGAGCGUAAGAGCGAAGAGGCUGUGGCGUCAAAGAUGAGGAUAGCACCCGAAGAAAUGGAAGCACCAAUCGCGAGUCUCGCCGAAGAAGAACCUCUUGUACCUGAAGUUGAUAAAGAGGAUGAGGGAACUGCCUUUGACCUCUUCUUCUUGCGCAUUAGCCUCGUACUCGAUGGUGCCCUAACCAUGGGAGCUGCCUUUGCUACAAAAGGAUGGCAUCUCUACCUCGCGUCGGUAUUGCUACCGUUGGCAUCGGGAUCCGCGCCAGCUGCGAAAGGCGUUAUGACCGAAAUGUCUCCAGCGUCGAAAAGGGCUGAUGCUCUCAAUGCCUUAACAUUGACGGAAAAUAUCGCAAGACUGGCCACCCAAGGAUUGUUCGGGUUUAUUUUCGCUGCUCUCGCCACCAUCGGAAAACCUCACCUGACGUUUUUUGUUAACGCAGCGAUUGCGUUUCUAGCAGCUCUUGUUUUGUUGUUGGCUCAUUUCCCUCCAGAGGGUAGCAAGAUCUUAGAGUCAGAUGGUUGUGAGGAAGGUUGA
This is a messenger RNA of Thermochaetoides thermophila DSM 1495, 3264 nucleotides long. RefSeq lists its product as uncharacterized. Gene Ontology annotation, cellular component: membrane. The coding region runs from base 1 to 3264 and encodes 1087 amino acids. Gene Ontology annotation, molecular function: transmembrane transporter activity; FAD binding; oxidoreductase activity. The transcript has 10 exons. The record is from RefSeq and is a predicted model, not a curated record. NCBI's taxonomy places the organism in Eukaryota, Fungi, Ascomycota, Sordariomycetes, Sordariales, Chaetomiaceae. Gene Ontology annotation, biological process: transmembrane transport.